AGGCUACCAAAAAGAAGCCAUGAUGCGCCGCCGCCCACUUAUAUGGGCGUUUUUCAGUUGUAAUUUCAAUAUGCCCUCCUCAAGCAUGUAUGGAAGAAUCGCGCGUCUUUCUUCGCUAAGGGCUUUUGCGAGGCUUUUAAACCUCCUUCCGACUAUUUUUCAUGUCUCGUUCACCAAUGUCCAAGACUGAGAUGACUAACCUUGAGCUCACCCUAGCCGUCGACCGCGACAAGCCCCUCACAUGGUGGAAAACACUUUCGAUCUUCUGGGACACGCUUUCGAGUACCGCCCUAAGUAGGUGUUGGCCUGCGUUGAUUGUCACUGGUAUCUGGUCGUCUUCAAUAUGUGUGAUUAACUAUUACACGCACGGAGUAUUGUCGAUUCAGCCGACUCUUAUCACUGUGUUCGGUACCGUUCUCGGUUUCAUAAUAUCUUUUCGGACGUCAUCCAGUUUCGAGCGUUAUAAUGAGGGUGGAAAACUCUGGUCUCAUAUCGUGUUAAACUGCCGUAUCUUUGCUCGGACCGUGUGGUUUCAUGUCCCAGAUAACACUUUUCCGGCUUCCCCAAAGGACUAUCAGACUGCUGACGAAGUGACAGACCAGGACUCCGAGUCAGCGAAGACUCAGAAGGAAUACGCCAUGACCCUCAUUGAGAAGAAGACGGUCAUAAAUUUACUCGAGGCGUAUGCUGUCGCCGUCAAGCACUACCUGCGAGGGGAAGAAGGAAUUUACUAUAAAGAUCUUUACCCGCUUGUUCCCUUCCUCUCUUCAUCCCACUACUCGUUUCCUGCGGUUAUCCCUACUAAAAAUGACCAAAUUCGGCACUUACGCAGCAGGCACACACAUCACCCGAAUCGCGACACUCCAGAACUCUCUGGGGAUGCAGCCGUUGGUCCAACCCAAGAAAUGACAGUGCCUAGGUCUUUGUCGAAAUCUGAUGAAAAAUCGUUCUGGAAAGACACCACCAAAACCAUCGCACCGCCUCAUUAUGAUCCGGAGUCUCUUCUACCCGCCGAAUUACCUCCUAGGCACGGCUGGCGAGCAGCUUUUCCAUUUCCGGUCUUCUUUUGGGUAUGGGGAAUCAUAAAGAAACGUUUCUGUAAGCUCGGAGCAGAUGGCACACGUCAAAAUUUCCGCCCCAGUAAAAAUAACGUCCCUUUGGAAAUAUUUCUGUACUUGACAUCCUACAUUGCUGCACUGCAAACCCGUCGCACCGUGAGUGACCCGACCAUAGGUGUGCUUUGCGCGACACUUAAUCAGCUCGUGGAAGCCCUGACUGGGUUAGAAAGGAUCCUUGCCACUCCGAUUCCGUUUUCUUACUCCUCGCAUCUAUGGACGAUCACAAUGCUUUAUAUUGCAGCUUUGCCCUUCCAGCUAUGGACUACACUUGAAUGGUUCACCAUUCCAGCGACUGUGAUUGCUAGUCUUGUUUUCUAUGGUUUUCUUGUGGCCGGGGAGGAAAUUGAAAAUCCGUUUGGCUAUGACAGGAAUGACUUGAACAUGAAAUAUUUAGUGGAGAAUAUUAUACGGAAGGAACUUCAUGCUAUUACAACGACGCCGGCUCCAAACCCGGCAAUAUGGGCAUUCUCGAAAGAGAACAAUUUUCUUCAAGUUGAGCCAUAUUCGAAGGACGAUUCGGACAAAAUACCGACGGCCUGGGUUCACAAGGGGAAGGAGGAGAUUUUUAGCGCUUUGCAUGGGUCUCGCACUAUCUGAGGAUACCAUUAAGUGGAGUAGCAGAGAAGCUACGACUGGCAGUAGUAUUUGUACUCUUAUAUCAAUCGUCCUAUCUUAGGUAAAAGUGGUAAUAUAACAGCCCAGAAACAUUAGGCGUAUACUCACGCCUGUCAAGACGGCGCAGGUUUGGGCGGC
Molecule: messenger RNA, 1871 nt
Organism: Suillus discolor
Lineage: Eukaryota; Fungi; Basidiomycota; Agaricomycetes; Boletales; Suillaceae
Product: UPF0187-domain-containing protein
Exons: 13
Coding region: 162-1715 (517 amino acids)
Molecular function (GO): chloride channel activity
Source: RefSeq, a predicted model, not a curated record